Salvia splendens (bonfire salvia) is the source of this 1320-nucleotide messenger RNA. Its product is annotated as transcription factor TCP7. Gene Ontology annotation, cellular component: nucleus. The transcript has a single exon. The coding region runs from base 94 to 906 and encodes 270 amino acids. Gene Ontology annotation, molecular function: DNA-binding transcription factor activity; sequence-specific DNA binding. NCBI's taxonomy places the organism in Eukaryota, Viridiplantae, Streptophyta, Magnoliopsida, Lamiales, Lamiaceae. The record is from RefSeq and is a predicted model, not a curated record.
CCUGCCCUCAAUCAUUACCGCUCUCUUCUCUACUCCCUCUUCUCCUCACUCAUUUUUCCCCCAAUUCUCCAAAACCCUACCUUCCUCCUCACUAUGUCUACGUCGGCCGCCGACGCCUCCAUUGUCGAUCCCUCCCAGCGCCAUCUCCAGCUCCAGACCGUCCCCGCCCCCGUCAAAAAACCCCCCGCCAAGGACCGCCACAGCAAGGUGGACGGCCGCGGCCGCCGCAUCCGCAUGCCGAUCAUCUGCGCCGCCCGCGUCUUCCAGCUCACCCGCGAGCUAGGCCACAAGUCCGACGGCCAGACCAUCGAGUGGCUCCUCCGCCAGGCCGAGCCCUCCAUCAUCGCCGCCACCGGCACCGGCACCACUCCAGCCAGCUUCUCCACCGUCUCCCCCUCCGCCCGAAAUUCCUCCUCUUCCUCCCUCUCCGCUGCUCUCGACCAUAAGCCCCUUGCGCAUUCGCUCCUAACCCCCACCCCCUUCAUCCUCGGCAAGCGCCUCCGCCCCGACGACGACGACCACCACCAGCACCUCUCCAAAGAUGACGUCACCUCUGUCUCUGCUUCUGUUGGCCCCACCAUCGCUGCUGGAGGCUUCUGGGCUCUACCUGCCCGGACCGAUUUCGGGCAGGUCUGGAGCUUCGCAGCUCCUCCCCCUGAAAUGGUGGUUGCUGCUUCGAAUAAUUCCCACCAUCAGCAGCAGCAUCAACAGCAACAGCAUCAUUCAGCUUCGUUGAGGUUUCUGCAGCAACAUCAGCCGUUGGGAAUUGGCGAGGCCUCCGCGGCUAGGGUUGGGAAUUACUUGCCCAUUGCUCAAGUACAGGGCCAUCACCUCAAUUUGCUGGCAUCCCUCUCCGGUCCUCCUCCUCAGUCGUCUGAACAACGAAGGGAUGCUGACGCCAAUUGAACAUGAGAACCUAAUCUUGCCGCCUGUAGUGCUGAUGAUGUUGUUGUUGUUUGAUCUUGCUAAUGAAUGAUUCGCUCACUGUCAAUAUUGCAUAUGAAUUUGUACCCUAAGUCCCCUCAUAAGUUGUGCUGCGUUUGGUUGGUUGGUUGGUUGCUUGUGUUUUUUGAAGGACAUGACAGACAACUCCUCAUCUCCUUUUGUCACCCUCUUAGCACUAGCAGACAUGGAAUUACGGUGUUUGCUUCUGUUAAUUUCGUUGUGAUUUUCCUGUUCGUGCAGCUGGUAUUGAUAAGUUCUAUAUCCAGUGUUUGUAUUUAGAAUUCAGAGUGCUGUUUGUAGCUGUUGUUUGCUUGAUUCAGAUGCCCAAUUCGUGUAAGAUUGUAGACAAUAAAAGAAAUUGUUUCGCACCUUUUA